AUGAUCAUCCGUGAGUGUUCUCUAGCGCUAGUACUGUUGGUUAGCGCCUGGGCGUUCCCCAAACCUCCUCGAACCAUACCGCCCGCGAACCCCAGCGACCCUGACCGUCUGCCGGAUGGCAUACAAAAACGAGUUCUCGUUCUAGGUGGCGGCCUAGCAGGCCUCUCAGCUGCACUAGAGCUCGCGGAACGUGGCUAUGACGUCACAGUUAAGGAGAAGAGUGACGUGUUCGGCGGGAAAUUGUUUACCAGAAGGGUUGACCUACCAGGGCUUGGAGCUUUUGAUGUCGAGCAUGGCUUUCAUGCAUGGUUCUUUAAUUACCAUCAAUUCAAAGAUAUUCGCCGUCGUCUGAAAAUCGACAACAAUUUUCGCGUAUGGAAGGCCGUUCACUACAUCUUCUUGGACUACAAGCCGGAGACGAUUUACAGCGAGGGACCUUAUCCCCUUAACCUACUAGGCAUUAUCAGUAGGAGUCCCAAUAUCAAACUGACGGACGCUAUUCUCUCCAGUCUAAUGUUGCCAGAUCUGGAUUUCUUCGACUACGACACAGUGUAUCAAAAGUAUGAUAACAUAACAUUUGACCAGUGGGCCACCAUGCGUGGCGUGCAACGAGAUCUGAACGAUAUUCUCCUUCGUCCCGCCCUCUCUGUGACCUUGAACGAACCCAGGGCCAUCAGUGCAGCUGAGAUGCUCAUGUACAUGCAGCUCUAUUUCCUGACCAAUGCGGAGGCUGACCACCGCGAGGUGACCAUAUACAGCUUUGGGAAAGCCAUCCUGCAGCCCUGGCUUGAUCGGCUGUCCGAGCUCCAUGUGGAGUUGCAUUCCAACUAUUCAGUUGAGCGUCUAACCAUAAGUGACCAAGGACAGGUGACCGGUGAUAGCAAGGACGCUGUCGUGUAUGAUCACGUGGUUUCAGCGAUGGACAUCGUGGGCACGCAAAGCGUUCUGAAUGCGACUUUGUCUUAUUACGGCAAUAAACCCAUAAUAACGGAUAGUCUGUCUAAACUAUGGAGUAAAGUGUCUCGCAUGAAGUUAGCCCCACCUUAUAAGGUUCUCCGUGUUUGGUUCGACAAGCAGCUCAACGCGUCCACACCAGAUAUUCUCGAGACUCCCCAACACACCCCAGUCAACCUCGUGGCGCAGUACCACCGCCUGGAACAAGAGGCCAGCGCCUGGGCCAACAAGACCGGUGGUUCUGUACUGGAAUUCCACCUUUACAAAUGGGCGCACGGCGACGUUACAGACGAUCAAGUGUGGACAAUAAUUUCUCCCACGGUGAAGCUGAUUUAUCCAGAGAUUUUCGAAAGGAUGUUCAAUAUUUUAGGCUACCAUGUCAACUCGUUUGAGAACUUUUCAUCUUUUGAACUCAACUUGCAGAUGUUCCGGCCUAAUUCGUCAUUCCCAAUGGAAUGUGGUCUGCCAAAUUUGCAUCUUGCCGGUGAUUGGUUAAAAACGGCGUAUCCUUCCGCGUUGAUGGAGAGGGCGGUGUCAACAGGCCGAGAGGCAGCCAACCAGAUAUUACUAUCUGAUCGCGUGAAACAAGUAGAGCUCAUCGUGACAUCUUCUAAGGGUCCAGGAAUACUGUAA
Messenger RNA from Lingula anatina, 1587 nucleotides. RefSeq lists its product as uncharacterized. Gene Ontology annotation, molecular function: oxidoreductase activity. Lineage: Eukaryota; Metazoa; Brachiopoda; Lingulata; Lingulida; Lingulidae. The record is from RefSeq and is a predicted model, not a curated record.